CUUGCAUUUUGCGAAGUAUAGCUUUGGAUGAAAUGUAUACUUCACGAAUACAAUGUCAACUUUUAUGAACUUUUAUGGGAGAGAGGCUUCAGGUUCUAUGUUUUUUUAGCCCUCAAACAUUUUAAUUUGCCGAUUGUUAGCGACUUGAAAGGAAGCGAGAUCGGACGUGAAGAAAGAAGGAUUCAAACAGGCCUCGGUCCUGUCCGAUGGUCCAUAUCGCCUGGACAGUGAAACUGUUGGUUAUAUGUGGUAAUGGUGCUGUUACGGAUGCACUCGUAGUGCUGCUACCCACAGUAUUCUUUGGCUCCUGUUCAGUAGCUAGAGGCACGAAACAGAGGUCAAACCCCAUGAUUAUCGGUAAAUCUUUUGAGACUCUGGUUACUACAGCCUUCUCAGUAUCACCAUCUUUGGCGGUUCUUGCUAAUGCCCUGCGUGCUGCACGUGACCAAGUGUUGGCUCUAGCUCUCCCCUGAAGGAUACGCUUUACUUCAACCUACGAGCCACAGCUUCUUCAAUCGUUAUAUUCAAAGCAGUAAAUGAUAAAACAGUGGCAGUUGAGCUAAGCUUAGCC
Lobosporangium transversale is the source of this 571-nucleotide messenger RNA. RefSeq lists its product as hypothetical. Lineage: Eukaryota; Fungi; Mortierellomycota; Mortierellomycetes; Mortierellales; Mortierellaceae. The transcript is spliced from 2 exons. The coding region runs from base 207 to 473 and encodes 88 amino acids. The record is from RefSeq and is a predicted model, not a curated record.